GGCAACAAGAGAAACCAAAAGCCAAGUGAUUUAAAUAGACCCCUUCGCACAGGCGUUAGUGUUUCGUUGUGAAUUGUGAUAAUAUCCAGUAGUCAGACAAUGUGUCAUUAAAAUGAGUGAACAGGGCAACGAUGAUGUGACCGAUGGUACCAACGCAAGCGAACGUUCCAGCUGCGUAGAAAUGUUGAACAAACGACCUCGUCUGUUGUCCUUCCAAGGGCUGAGCUCGCAUUCGCGUGCCCUGGCAGAUAGGGAGGUCCCUGGGCCGAUGGCAAGCACAUCGUCCAGCUCCCUGGAACACAUCAACCGUCGUGAACAGCUGGCCAAUGAUCUACGCAGCUGGCAGGAAAGUCAAAUCGCUGCCUGCAUAGAUGACAACAUUCUGAACAUGGUGCUGGAACGGUUUCUUGUCUUCUUUGAUCGGCGGAACAAUGGCAAUACUGCAUCACAACAACCACCCCAAGCGAACGAAGGCCAACUGUUGGAGGACGAAGCGGUGCGAAUGGCAAUAAGUGCGCGGGGCCUGUUACCUUCGAGCUCGAGCGAACUGGCCGGACCUUCCACUUCGGCACAAGCAGCUCCGGGACCAGCGGUCGCGGCCGAAAACACGUCCACAGCUGUGCCACCCGAUCCCAGUUGGCCUGAAAUGGGGCGAGCUUUGCAUGACAAUUACAUCCUCGAGACGGCAGUGGCAGCUGCCAUUCAGGAGAAGGGUUUAAUAUCGGGUUGUUCGGAGGCGGAAGAAUCGAGCGACAGUGACGGCAGCGUGCAGGGCGACGAGGACGGCGCUAGGUAGUGAAUUCGGGUCCAUCGAUAGCACAUCUUGCAUAUGGCAAUCGUUUAUAUACCUGACGUUAGUAGUAACAACGAAUAAAUUUACGAUUACGAAGCCCCAAUGGUGUGCGCCUAAUGUUAGAAGAAAUAUUGAACAGGCGAUAGCAAUAAUUUGUGAGAAAAACAACAGUAUUUGAGGUUUGAUCAUAGUUUGCCUUCAGUGCUUUUCUCCGAAUGUUCGUCACCAAAAACUUAAGUGUAAGCUGCAAUAGAUAAAACCAAUCACUCUUUUGCUCUGUUACAAAUAGUUUUAAAACGCGAUUAGCUAAAAGUUAAUAUAUUUCUAUUUCAUAACGGCACCGAUGUACAGCAUACCAUACAGCAAGACACCAGAUGAAUCUUCACGCUUAAGAUUCGCUGCGGAAUCAGUAGUGCGUGCAAAGGCUAUUAACACACACCUGGUAAACAAUUCCGAUAUCUGUUUGACUCCAUUGGCGGAUCGAGAAGUCUGGUUUUUUGACACUGUUGCUUCCUUGCACAAUGGUGUUGGUGUCAAACGGUCGCCCUAGACAUCUUUGUUUCCACAGAACAGACCACCCUGACCCUCAUAAAAAUGUAGCGUGAAACAUGGACUGAAGGGGAGGACUGUUGGGUACUAAAAAAUGUAAAGCUAAAUUACAUUACUAGCACUAGAAUAACGAUCUGUGUACUGUAAACUUUACAUCUCUGAAACAAAUUUCAUCGGUAUUAGGUGGGUACGCAAUAAUAACGUGCAGAACGCAUGUUGUAAUCUUAAAACAGUAAUAUAUUAGCUUAAAGUCGUAAACUGAUCAGUAGAAUGAGCAUAGGCGGAAAACGUGCGAUUAUUUCCUAAUGACAAAACACAGGAAAUGCAGUGUAGCUGCUACGCGCGUGAUUUACUCGUUGGCGCUCGAGCGGUUUUUGGCAGGGAAAAGGUGAGGCAUUUUAGUUUCUGAUUAUUGUUAUCUUGAAAUAGACAACAUCGUACGAUAUUGCUGGGCAUGCAGGCUAUAUCGCCGGCCGCCUGUAUGCACUUGUGAUCUGCACAUUAACGUUACGAUACGGAAAUCAUCAAGUUCGAGUGAUGAUCGUUAUAAUCGUUACUGUAUCAGCAGGCAGAUGGCUUGUAUCGCAAAGCUGGGAAUUUGUCGCUACUUAGAAUAGUAAUGCUAUAAUAUUUUAUUCAAAUAAUCUGAUCGUUUUAAAUCACGAUUAGACCAAUUCUCUUUAGUAAAGGCAUUCUCUUCACGAGAAGAUGUUAAGCGAUCCAAAUUGUCAACAAUAGUACCAUGAGCUUUAGCUAAGCUUUUCUGUAAUUUUACCCCCUCUUAUUGAGGAGAAACUUCCCCCAAAAGCUCCGCCACAGAAUGCGCAAACUCCACACCAGAAACUGUCGAUUGCUCGUGUGCGAUGUUAUGAUAUUCACGAUGGACACGAACAGCAUCAACUGAUGUCGCAGCAGCAUCGGAAAAAUCGGAUUUUUCCGGAUGCAACCCCUACGCCACAUCUUGAACAUUCGAAACUCGGUGUCCAACAGGUUAUCAUUAUCCGAAACGGCGUUCUCACCGUAAGCCAUCGCUCUAAAUUGUGCAGCAAGGGUAUGCGUUGGGACGUUCAAUCGUCUUCUUUCGUUUGGUGAACCUUUCGCGCCAAGGGCCUCUAUUCCCGUCUUUAUCAUUCAACAACCCAGAAUUUCGAAGGCGGAGGGGAUGAAAUGUGAAUACUCUCCACCAAUGCUCACGCACGCACGUGAGAGAUCGAUCGAGUUGCGAGUUAACGCAUCAAUUUCCUUGUUCUACCCGCCACCGGAUCGUUGCCCAUUGUGCGAUAAGAUGUGUGCAAAGUUGGAGAAAAAAAAGCCGAACAAAAAGUGAAACAGAUCCACACCAUCCACUGAUCACCUCCCGGGAGAUAAAAUCUGCUAUGGCGAUGGCGGUGAACACAAUCUCGCCGCCAGAUGCUUGGGAAAAUGUAAACAAUCCGAGCACACAGAGCGAGAGAGCGAGAGAGAUGAUAAAACACACACAAGAUGAGGACUGAACUGCGGCAUUUGGCGUUGGAUGAGUCGGCCCAGCUGGAGUUGGCCAAACCAAGCAACCUGUUGUAUUCUUUGCUUGUGUAUGAGAGAGAUUUUUUUUGUGUGCCUGUGUGCUUGCUAAUCAUUGAGGUGUGUUUGGGAUGGUAAUAAUGAUAGCACGAGAUAAGCUUUCCGUUUCGGCUAGGGUAAUAAGAGAUGG
Molecule: messenger RNA, 3032 nt
Organism: Anopheles moucheti
Lineage: Eukaryota; Metazoa; Arthropoda; Insecta; Diptera; Culicidae
Exons: 2
Coding region: 113-796 (227 amino acids)
Source: RefSeq, a predicted model, not a curated record